UACUUGGUCUCCCAGUUUCAAAACAGAUAAUAAUACGAUAUGAACGGUAGUCCUUCAGAACAAUGUCAACUGUAUAUGUAACAAGCACAACGGUUCCUUACAGUAGUUUAAACGAGGGACAGCAACAGUGAGGUGUUAUCAUAAGAUUAGAAUUCGUUUGUUUAGAUUUAAAAGUUCUUUGGACAAAAAUAAGUUAAAUACUUCACUCUAAAAUCAUGCCGAAACGUAAGAGUUACAAAAUAUCUGACCGGAAGCAAGACCACUACAAAUCCCAGGAAACAUUGCUGCAGAGAUCAAGUUCGUUUGAUGCGAUCGAUAGCAAUGGGAAUAAUAAUACUUCCUUUAGAAAGAAUGGUUCAUCUGAGCGACUAUUAGGAGAACAUUCCCCGGAAUCUGUGCUCUUUGAACCUGCCGAACUGGAGUUGACGUGCUACGAUGAGCUGAGCCCAGAAAUUGCCCAUAAGCGACUGCGAAGAAAAUCGGACUCUUUGGACAAGUACGAUGAUCAAUGUGACGAUUCAUUGAAGAAAAAAGCAGACACGCCUACGAAAACCCGUUACUCAUUAGACAGAACUCUUUCGUUAAACCAGGAAAUUAAGUCGGACAUGAACACAUACAUCUCUUUGCAAAAUGUCAAGUCCUUUUCGAACUUCUUCCCUGUUAAUCAGUUUGAGGAUGAAGCGAAGAAGAUCGAGCAAUACGAAAAGUGGAGCAGUCAUGAGAGUCAUGGCUCAAAGUAUCAGAUAAUAAAUGAGAAGGCUUCACAGGAUACCAGCGGUAGCAGUUUCUUCGUUGCCAAUUGGAGUGAGUGCACCAAAAUUCUUUCCAAGCUAAGGCAACUGAAUAGCUUCAAGAUAGGAGCAAGUCAGGAACACUUUGCAAGCUUUCUGUCAGAGCACACACAGCCUUUGAUAUCACAAAGGAAAUCUAAACGCACCAAUAAGCGUGCUUUUGAAGAGGUUGGCAAAGUAGAUGACAAAGCGCAUACAAUUAGUAUUAGUUCUCCUACACCAUGCAAUGGUUCACCGCCUCCUGCCAAAAGGUGUAGGACUACUUUGAAGUUUGAUAAUGAGAAAGAAACAGAAGAAGAACACAGAACGGUUGUCACAUGUACACCAGAAUCCCUCGCUGCUUCUAUUCUAGAGUUACCUAUUGUAUCCGAUUCUGAUGGCCGUAGCGGAAGUCUGCACGACCUAGAAACAGGCGGUGAAUUCUGUCGAAAAUGUACCUGUCCUAGUAACAAACAGAGCUACCGAUCAUUUAUGUUCUCCAGUAAACAUCUACCUAAAAUUAUUGUUUUUUGCACCUGGUUGAUAAGGAAGUUAGCAGAAGCCUUUAAAAAGAACUAUGCUCGAUUCAAGCAUAUGAUCUUCGUGUCCUCUACAAAGGAAACUGCAAAGAAAGUCGAACAGCUCAGUAAAGUGGUCAUAGCGUUACGCUCCGAGAACGACGAAAUGAUUAAUAUGUUCUUGGAGAGACUUAAUUAUUUGUCCGAAGAAAUUACUCGUAAGCAUACGAAUAACGAGACUACAUUAGCCACCCUGACCGCGGAGGUGUGUAACAUACGAGAGAUCAGUAAUAAGUUGGCUAAAAACAAUGAGAUAAUGAUGCAAGAGCUGAAGACAUUGCAGAGAAUAUUAGAAGAUAAGAAAACAAUAUCUCCAAUAAUUUCACCGCCACUGCCACCACCAAUGCCAUCGCUUCUAAUUCCAUCUAGGUCGGCGGGCUCUCCACAACCUCCACUUCCACCUUUUCCUCCUCCUUCACCGCCACCCCCGCCGCCGUCGCCACCACCACCACCACCACCACCACCACCACCACCACCACCACCACCUCCUCCUCCGGCUUCAUUAUUUCAAUCGCCGAUGGAAGCAAUCACGCCAACCACCCCGAAGAGAAGCGUCAGUACACCUUCGACAACGUGCUCAACGCCGUUGCUUAGUAGACCAACCAUAACCGUCGAGGAUCUGUUGAAGGUGACCCUAAGAAAAGCACCACAAAAUCUUAAGGAAAAUAGAAGGAAUACCAUACCGGGACCAAGGGGACCAGUGGUCUCACUUGACAUGCUACGUAGCGUUAAAUUAAAAUCUGUUAGACGCAGAUCAACCCCCGACCAAUUAAUAAGAUCUCCGAGAAGCUCUCGCAGGAUUAAGGCACGCGCAGCGUCGAGCCUGAGCUUAUCUCCGAUAAUGACUGCAACGGACAAUCCGUUGGGACGAAUUCUGAAACAAGUGGAUCUUAAUAGACGGCCAAGGCGUUUAUUAACUACGACGAAUUUUCGCGAGACUAAUAUCACAAAGGACAAUAAUUCAUUGAAUAGGGAUACGAGAAAUAUCAGCUCGCAGGCUUUAACGUUGGAUGAUUCAAUUUAUACACAGCAUAGCAAUGCAAAGAAAACGCCUUGAUAUCAUAAAUAUUUUACAUUUUGAUUGAUAUUUAAUCUAUAUAUGUACUGAUCAUUGAAAGCAUACAAUAAAGACUUUAGAAGAGGAA
Messenger RNA from Megalopta genalis, 2493 nucleotides. RefSeq lists its product as uncharacterized. Lineage: Eukaryota; Metazoa; Arthropoda; Insecta; Hymenoptera; Halictidae. The record is from RefSeq and is a predicted model, not a curated record.